UUCUGUAACCUUGGUAACGGACAACUUCCUGUGGUCGGGUUCAGGCUGAAGAUGGCGGAGGACAAUUCCCAAACGGAACUUCAGCUUCCUGUGGUCACUGAAGUUAAGAAGCCUAUCUCCAAAAAAGCACCGGUGCUGCCCAUUUUUGAAAGAAGGAACUGGCUGAUCCAUCUCCAUUACAUCCGAAAAGACUAUGAAACCUGCAAGGCAAUUAUUAAAGAACAGCUACAGGAGUCCCAAGGAAUGUGUGAAUAUGCUGUUUAUGUCCAAGCUUUAAUAUUCCGUCUUGAAGGGAAGAUUCAGGAAUCCCUGGAGCUUUUUCAGACCUGUGUGAUUCUCAAUCCCCACAGUCCAGACAAUCUAAAACAAGUGGCCAGGUCACUGUUUCUGCUUGGUAAACACAAAGCUGCCAUUGAAGUUUACAACGAGGCCAUUAGACUGAAUGAGAAUGACUGGGAGGUUUUCUAUAAUCUUGGUGUGUGCUAUAUGUACCUGAAGGAUUUUAAACAUGCAAAAGAGAAGAUGAAUUGUUCUCUGCAGCUGAAUAAACAUGACAUAACGUUCGUGAUGCUUGGGAAGAUCUGUUUACUGGAAGGCGACACAGCCAGUGCAAUUGAAGUGUACAAAAAGGCUGUGGAGUUUUCUCCUGAGAACACUGACCUUCUGACGACCCUUGGGUUACUCUACCUGCAGCUUGGAGUUUAUCAGAAGGCAUUUGAACACCUUGGGAAUGCUCUCACCUAUGAUCCCAACAACUACAAGGCUAUAUUGGCUGCAGGCAGCAUGAUGCAGACCCAUGGAGAUUUUGAUGUGGCCAUGAACAAGUACCGUGUUGCUGCCUGUGCCAUCCCGGAGAGCCCCCCACUAUGGAACAACAUAGGAAUGUGUUUCUUUGGGAAGAAGAAAUAUGUAGCAGCAAUCAGCUGUUUGAAGCGAGCGAAUUACCUGUCUCCUUUCGACUGGAAGGUCUUGUAUAACCUGGGGUUGGUCCAUCUCACCAUGCAGCAGUAUGCUUCCGCCUUCCAUUUCCUAAGCGCAUCCAUCAACCUGAAUCCCAAGAUGGGAGAGCUCUUCAUGCUGCUGGCUGUGGCCCUGACUAACCUGGAGGAUCUUGAAAAUGCCAAAAGAUCAUACAAGCAAGCAGCUGCUUUGGACCAGUUCAACCCGCUGAUCAGUAUGAACUAUGCCAUCUUCCUGUAUAACCAGGGAUUAAAGAAGGAAGCUCUGCAGCAGUUUCAGGAUAUGGAGAAGAGGGUGAACAAACUCAAGGAGAGCAACAGUAAUACUGAGUUUGAUCCUGAGUUGGUUGAUAUGGCUCUGAAGAUGGGAGCAGCCCUCCAGGUCGGGGAGAAUCUCGUUUGGACCAAGCCAACCAAGGACUCCAAAUCUAAGCAGCGAUCUGCCACCUCCAUCAAAUCCACCAGCUCACAGCAGCCUCUGGGCACUAACCAGGCGUUAGGGCAGGCCAUGUCAUCCGCUGUUGGUUACAGCAAAAACAUGCAGCUGUCUGGAGGUAGUGCAGUCCCGAGCCAGCAGAAGCCCCCCUCUCUGCCCCUGGAGCCAGAGCCCAGGGCCGAGGCUGCCCCGGAGGAACCUACAUCCCCCACAGAAACCAAGGACAAGAAGAAAGAGAAGAGGAAACAGAGUGGAUCCUUGCUGUGAUUUGUUUUGCACUUAUGCAGUUAAUUUUAAUGUGCACAGUUCUGUACUGCAUCCAAAGCAAGGCAGCCAUGUCAAAGUUAUUAAAAAAAAAAAAAAAAAAAAAAAGGUAAAAACAUUAGACUCUUGUGCAGCCGAGUGGAGGAGUAAACCUGUACAUUAAUCCUGGCUGCCAGAGUGGACCUGUCAGGCAGAAAGUUUUACACAACCAUUUCUGCUAGGUAUAUUGUACAAUAUUUUAUCAAUGGUUGUUUACAGGGAAUGGUUUUUUACCAGUCAGCUUUCUUCUUAUUUAUUUUAACUUGCUGGUACAAAAAAAAUGCUUAACCAUCUAUUUUGUUUAACUCCCAUUACUUGUUACUCUGCAAGCGUAGCAAUUUUAAAUGUAUUUUUUUCAUGAGACCAGUUUUUUGUUUUUAAAGCAAAAAAAAAAAGAUCUAGUUUUGUUUUAUAUGAAGUGUUCAAUUGUUCUGCGUUUUCUGUCUCGAGAAAGGCAGUUAUUUUUAUUUGUCUGAUUACAAAUGUAUACAAGUGCAAAUGCCUACCUUUAGUGUUUUAAAUACUAAAUGUCAAAUAAAUUAGAUACAGUUGAUCGGUUCUAUUACGCUAACCUACUGUCUUAACCUGGACAUUCUCGGAGGAAACAAUCAUUUAAAAAAAAAAAAUAAUGUGCUUCACCAAGUUGUAGUCCCAGUGAUUUUUUUAAAUGUUUGCAUUAAGGGGAUUCCUAAUGGAGAGUGGUACAUUGAGGUAUCUAUAGAUACUAAAAAAGGUAUUUUUGUAAUUUUAGAUUUCAUUCCAGUUUUUACCUAUUUCAUUGUUUACGUGAGGAAUAUUAAAUGCUUCAGGCUGGUAAACUGCAUAGAAAAACUGCAUAUUUAUUUAAAGAGCCUAGUUGCAUUUACAUGCACCCUAUUCACGGUGUUCUGUUGUAGCAAGAAAAAGUAUUGAAGUUAUUUUCUUGUGAUAACUUUGUC
Polyodon spathula (Mississippi paddlefish) is the source of this 2636-nucleotide messenger RNA. Its product is annotated as Bardet-Biedl syndrome 4 protein-like. The coding region runs from base 52 to 1662 and encodes 536 amino acids. Gene Ontology annotation, biological process: cilium assembly; protein localization to cilium. The transcript has 16 exons. The record is from RefSeq and is a predicted model, not a curated record. Gene Ontology annotation, cellular component: ciliary basal body. Gene Ontology annotation, molecular function: protein binding. NCBI's taxonomy places the organism in Eukaryota, Metazoa, Chordata, Actinopteri, Acipenseriformes, Polyodontidae.